Arctia plantaginis is the source of this 375-nucleotide messenger RNA. Lineage: Eukaryota; Metazoa; Arthropoda; Insecta; Lepidoptera; Erebidae. The record is from the annotation of a GenBank genome assembly.
AUGCCGCCCAAGACGAGUGGUAAGGCCGCCAAGAAAUCGGGCAAGGCCCAAAAGAACAUCUCCAAGACCGACAAGAAAAAGAAGAAGCACAAGAGGAAGGAGAGCUACGCCAUCUAUAUCUACAAGGUGCUCAAACAGGUCCACCCGGACACCGGUAUCUCCAGUAAGGCAAUGUCUAUCAUGAACUCGUUCGUGAACGACAUCUUUGAACGUAUCGCCGCCGAAGCGUCCCGUCUCGCCCAUUACAACAAGAGGUCCACUAUCACAUCGAGGGAGGUGCAGACUUCCGUGAGGCUCCUGCUGCCAGGCGAGCUCGCCAAGCACGCCGUCAGCGAGGGCACCAAAGCUGUCACCAAGUACACCAGCUCCAAGUGA